AUGUCAAUAGAGAAGACAGCAGUACGUGAUGAGGACAUGUCAAUAGAGAAGACAGCAGUACGUGAUGAGGACAUGUCAGCUGAGAAUACAGCAGUACGUGAUGAGGACAUGUCAGCUGAGAAUACAGCAGUACGUGAUGAGGACAUGUCAAUAGAGAAGACAGCAGUACGUGAUGAGGACAUGUCAAUAGACCAUACAGCAGUAGGUGAUGAGGACAUGUCAAUAGAGAAGACAGCAGUACGUGAUGAGGACAUGUCAACAGAGAAGACAGCAGUACGUGAUGACAAUAAGUCAGCAGAGAAGACAGCAGUAGGUGAUGAGGAUAAGUCAGCAGAGAAGAAAGCAGUACAUGGUGAGGACAUGUCAGCAGAUAAGACAGCAGUACGUGAUGAGGAUAUGUCAACAGAGAAGUCAACUGUAUGGAAUGAAUUGACAAGAGAAAUGUCAAGUGCGUGUGAUCAGAGAUUUUUCAAAGAAAAGACAACUGCAUUUGAUGAAGUUUUGUCUAAGGAGAUGUCAUCAGUGUGUGUUAUUGAGUCAUUUGAAAAGACACUGAUAUUCAAUGAAGAAUUAUCAGAAAAGAAGUUGACUGCAUGUGAUGAGAUAUCAGGAUAUAUGUCAACUCCAUUUGAUAAGGAAUUUUCCAAAGAAAAUGCAACUAAAUUUGAGGAACAGUUGUCAAUGAUGUUACCGCCAUAUGGGGAAAAAUUGUCAGGAGAGAAGGAAACUGCAUGUUAUGAAGAGUUGCUGACAAAGAAGGCAGGUGUACAUGAUGAAAAAUUGUCGCAAGAGUUGUCAACAUCAUGUGAUGAGGACUUGUCAGAAGAGAAUUCAAUUGUAGGUGAUGAAAAAUUAUCAGGAGGAAAGGCAAUUGUAUUUGAUGAAGAUUUGUCUGCAGAAACAUUAACAGAUUGUGAUGAGAAUUUGCUAGAGGAGAAAGUACCAUGUAAUUUAGAUUUGUCAGGAGAGAGAUCCUGUGUGUGUGAUGAAAAUGUUGUUGUACCAGUCAGCCAAAAACAAGAAUUAUCUAAGGAUCAGGAAAAAACAUUGAAGCCUUUGAUUGAGGAUGAUUACAUCAAACAUGAUGAUGAUGAUGAUGAUGAUGAUGGUUGGUUUGGUCCACGGAAACUGUUCUUUUUCCAUAUAGAUUAUUUUAAGGCUGCUGGAAAAGAUUUCUGCUAACAAGAAAGAAAAGAAAGACAUUUUUUUAGAUAUAAAAACCCUUGUUUCUAAGGAAAAAAUA
Molecule: messenger RNA, 1243 nt
Organism: Saccostrea cuccullata (small rock oyster)
Lineage: Eukaryota; Metazoa; Mollusca; Bivalvia; Ostreida; Ostreidae
Exons: 3
Coding region: 1-1182 (393 amino acids)
Source: RefSeq, a predicted model, not a curated record